AUGGCUAAAAUCGAGUGGAACGUUAUUGUGUUUGACAAGCCCGGUGUGGACAGAACACCAGUGAGAGCUGAACACGUUCAAGGCAUUCCAGCAACAGUCAACGACGGAAUUGUCACUUCUGUGGGUGCCAUCUACAAGGACGUUGAAAAGACCCAAUUCGCCGGAAGCACUUUCCACUUGUAUGCCGAGUCCAAGGAGGAAAUCCUUGAGUUCUUGAAAAAGGACAUUUACUACAAAAGCGGCAUUUGGGACUUGGACAGCGUGAUCGCCAACCCAGUAGGCAUUGCGGCUAGAAUCGGCAAGGACAUGCCAGGCGUGAAGAUUUGA
This is a messenger RNA of Candidozyma pseudohaemuli, 327 nucleotides long. RefSeq names its product Ofr1p (gene OFR1). NCBI's taxonomy places the organism in Eukaryota, Fungi, Ascomycota, Pichiomycetes, Serinales, Metschnikowiaceae. The transcript has a single exon. The record is from RefSeq and is a predicted model, not a curated record. The coding region runs from base 1 to 327 and encodes 108 amino acids.